AGCUGGUCCAGGCAAGCGUUUUAGAUGUACUGCCUCACUGAGGCGACUGGCCUUGCGUUAUCUUCAGAUUGAGCCACCCGGCAGCGGUUGCCUGCUGGUGUAGCUUCCUGCUCCGAAUGGCAGUUGAACAGAAAAUUUAUGUUGCCAUUUUGUUUGUCAGCUUUUGAUAAACCGCUCUUUGAAUAUAAAAAUAUGUCAAUAAGUUGAGUGUAAAAGUGACAGUUUAUGCUGUAUUCGUGUUAGAUUUUAUGUUUUUAUUGUUUUAUCAUUUUAUGUUUUUAUUAUGUAUGGAUCGUCGAAUGCCAGAAGGCCUCCGCUAUCUAGCGAUCAAGUACAGCAGGCGAAAACCAAAGACUGGAAAGUGCGUCGCGUACUGCGAUUAGUGCAGUCGCGACAGCAAGCCAAUAAAUUUGCGGGCUGUAUGAGGGAACGAUUCUGGAAGGAAACUAAUCUUAUCAUUCAAGCGCUGGAAGCAGCCAGAGCGGAAGAAUUGGAGGUCUUACAGGAGCUGAACAGGCGCCGUUUGGAAGCGGAACAGCAGAAAAGAGAAAAUGAAAGAUUGCAAGCGAUUGAAAAGGAAGAGCGCGAAGAAACUCUAAGAGCGGAUAGAAAGCGCAUCGCUGAGUUUUACGAUGAACGGGCCAAAGAACGUCAAGAAAAGGCACUGCAAGAGGAACGUCGACGAAGACAACUCGCACAGGAGCAGCGCAAUGAAAUUCCCGCACGCGUGCGAGAUAAUCGGCGUAUGGAGGAUCAGCUAGCGUUCAUCCGCCGCGAGCACUAUCGACAGUCCAAACUACCCGUGCAGACGGAAGAGAUUCCCACCGUCACCCGUGAGGCACUGCAACCGCGCAAUGGAAUUCCUCAGCCGACGCCGUUCGUCAUGGCAGUCUCCGGAAGUGGAUUAACCUUGUCACCGGCCAGCAGCUAUGCGGAGCCAUCACCAUCGAGAUCUGCGGGAUUGGUGGUGUCUCAGCGUGACGAUGCGAAUCUGACGGUGGAGGACGAGGAUCUCAGUAUGUCGAUGGGAUCGAUUAUCUCGCUGGAUAAGGAAAAUAUGCAGCCGGUGUCCGUCAGUGAGGAUUCACGAAGACCACGGGCGGAAGAGAAUAUCGUCGAAAAGAGCUCCCGACAGUUAUCGGUAAGCAGUGGAAGUGACUCCUUCCGGUCGACGACCUCCGACGCGCUUCUACAGAUUCUUCGCUUCCCUGCAUGUGAGCUUUCCCCGCCAAAAACCCGACACGACACACGAUGGUCCCCGCGCAAGCUCCCUAUCCAUAAAUCUCCCGCAGCCAGCCCACGGAAAUCCAUCCCCCGCGCGCAGCCUUUCGUUGCCCGCUCGCAGAAACGAUCUCCUGUUUUGUCGAAACGCCGCACUCCUCCGUCAUCUCCGCCCCGGUACCCCCUUCCGGAAAAUGUUCAGAUUAACCUGGAUAACAUCAUGCAUGCCCUGACGCUGCUUGAUGACCAUUUGAAGGACUUUGAGGCGAAUUCCUCCGCUCUGUCCAUUAGUUCCGGUCCGUUGUCGCUGGCGGACACGGGCCAUCCGUCCAGCGAUAGCUGGUUAAGUCAGCAGACGCUCUCGCACUCGUCCUUCCACAGCACCGGUUUAACGGCGGAGAGCGGUAGCAUAUUCUCUCGAUUGAGCAUGACACCGACUAGUUUACUGGAGGAUUCGUUGUUGUCGCAGAAUGGCAUGUCGGUCAUCAGCGACGGCCAACUGGAUGACUGAUACGCUGGAUUUGAUCUUUUUAUUUGUUGUUAUUGUUUUAAAUUUUAAUUUAUAAUGGAAGUUGGAACUGUCUUUAGCCAAUUGUCACGCUUUACAUUAUGAUCACCGAAGUGUAUACCUACCGUGAUGUAAUUAGCAGCAUCGCGUGAACGAUUUGCAAGGUACAAUAUAUUCUACACAUAGCUUCUGAUGCUGAUAGAUAUGCAACAGCACCAGUGCUGUCAGUAUUUGAAGAAAAAAACAUUUGUACCCGUCCAGAAAUUACAUUACAUGAAAU
This is a messenger RNA of Paramacrobiotus metropolitanus, 2009 nucleotides long. Its product is annotated as calponin homology domain-containing protein DDB_G0272472-like. The transcript has 3 exons. The record is from RefSeq and is a predicted model, not a curated record. NCBI's taxonomy places the organism in Eukaryota, Metazoa, Tardigrada, Eutardigrada, Parachela, Macrobiotidae. The coding region runs from base 284 to 1732 and encodes 482 amino acids.